Molecule: messenger RNA, 308 nt
Organism: Etheostoma spectabile (orangethroat darter)
Lineage: Eukaryota; Metazoa; Chordata; Actinopteri; Perciformes; Percidae
Source: RefSeq, a predicted model, not a curated record
GCUGUCACUCUGCUCUUCUACCUGUUGGCCUUCCUGGUCAUCCUGCAGAGGGUUUGGGCUUACAUCGGCUGCUUCAUUUGCACAUAACCCCAGCAGGAGACACAUCCACCCUCACUGCUGCACAGUUCAGCUGGAGACUGAGACAAAGAGUCCUGCUUGGACCGGUCCUCCUCCCUCCUCCUCUUCCUCGUCUUUCACCCUCGGUGAGGUUCCUCGUCGACCCAGUUUCUGCUUCUCCUGGCUGAACUCUGUCCACAAGAAGUAGAGGAAAGAGAAAAGAGAAGAUGUUUUGCUAAGGAGAGAAAGCA